Molecule: messenger RNA, 6804 nt
Organism: Diachasmimorpha longicaudata
Lineage: Eukaryota; Metazoa; Arthropoda; Insecta; Hymenoptera; Braconidae
Product: cholesterol transporter ABCA5-like
Exons: 12
Coding region: 654-5804 (1716 amino acids)
Biological process (GO): lipid transport; transmembrane transport
Cellular component (GO): membrane; intracellular membrane-bounded organelle
Molecular function (GO): ATP binding; ATP hydrolysis activity; ABC-type transporter activity
Source: RefSeq, a predicted model, not a curated record
AGCUUUCGUUUGCCUCGUAGCUCGCAGUCUGGCGUCGCUGGCCGACGUAACUGGUGCAUUUUAAUCGGUUCCGGGGGGUUGUCAAACAGAAAAAAAAAAGGGUGACCUCGUCACUUCGACCUCGUGUAUUAUUCCGCGAAAAUCCAUCGUUCCCCGAACUCCAAUUUCAUUUUCAUUUCAACUCAAUCGCGACGUCGGGACUUGAAUGAUCGCGAUAUCGCGGAGGGGACGAUCCGGAGACGAAUCCACUAAAUGUGAUGAUAAAGUGACACAAGUGAUCGUUGAAAAGUCGUUGUCGUUGAUCAAUUUAUAUUUCCCGACGCACCCCGCACUUUUCACUUAAUUUCGACCUGUGAAGGUGCGCCGGAAGUCAACCGCCGGAACAUGGCGCUGUUACCUCGAGUGUCGUACACCCGCAUAUUCAAGUGCUCAAUGUGAAUGGAAAUUGUCGAAUUAUUUUUAUCUCCAUUCACGACUUAUUUGGAUUUUCAGUCCCCUGGGAUUUUCAUUGCUCCGAGUCAUUGUUAAUGAGGAACUCCAGCCACUGGCCGACCGGAAGUGCGCGGAGAGUUUGAUGUACUCGGCGUUGGUGAUAUUCAAUCUGAUGUACCGAUGAGAUUAAGCUGAGAAAUAGAAAAAAAUCAGAGGGCAGGAUGGGCUCUUGCAGUGUGUACUUUUCUCAACUCCGGGCGAUGCUCGUGAGAAAUUUACUACUCAAGAAACGGGAGAAGCGAAAGACAACUGCGGAGGUUUUCCUUCCUCUGUGGACCCUUGGAAUUCUCAUCGUGGUUAAAGUUUUAAUACCAAAUCCAAAUUAUCCUGCCAUGAAGAUGCAACGACAGGAUGGUGAUAUAUUUGAGUUCUUCAAUGGAUAUAGAAACAAUACAAUAACUGUUGUACCAAAUUCAACGGAGACAAUUAGCUUCUUAAAUUCAAUGAACAGUCUGUGGCAGUCGAUGUGGGGUUCUUCAGGAAACCCUCUAAACUUUAUAGUAUUAGAGACUAAGGAUGAUCUCCAAGCAGCUUAUUGGCGCGAUCCAUACAGCAUACCACUAGCUGUUAUAUUUGAGGAUCCACAGCCAAUCAGCCAUCGUUUGCAAUACGAGAUACGUACAAAUCCUUCGUACACAUCACCCCCAUCCCCAACGGAAUUCUAUUCAUCUCCAGUGACAUGUCGAAAGGACACCAGCCACUGGCUGGGAGGAGUUCUCUCGAUAGAGACUGGAGGCUCCUGUCCAGUCAAUGAUUACCUACACUCUGGUUUCAUGGCGCUACAGAUGAUCAUAGACAUGACGAAAAUUCGGCUUGACACGGGCAACAGCGAGGUCACAGUGCCAGAUGUGAAGCUCGAGAUGUUUCCUAAGGAGGCUUACACUGCUGACUGGAUGCUGGCAUUUAGGGUUGUUAUACCACUCUACAUGGUGCUAGCACUUUCACAAUUUAUAACUUAUCUUUUGAUAUUAAUUGUGGGAGAGAAGGAGAAUAAAAUUAAAGAGGGAAUGAAGAUAAUGGGUUUGAAGGACUCUGUAUUUUGGAUGUCGUGGUUCAUAAUCUACAGUAUUUUCGUUCUCGUUCUGUCAGCAGUGGCAGUUGUACUUCUGUUCACUCUCCAGAUGUUCCAACACACUCACUUUCUCCCGAUAUUCCUUCUGGUAGUUCUCUACUCCUUCUCCGUCAUCAUGUUCGCCUUCAUGAUAACCCCCUUCUUCGACAAAUCCCGAACAGCUGGUGUCCUCGGCAACUUCGCCGUGACAAUACUCAGUCUGAUGUACUUCAUCCAAGUAUUUGUCGACGACUCAAGUUCAAUAUCCUUCUGGUUGGUGUCUAUCCUCAGCCCAACUGGAGUCGCCCUUGCCAUGGACAAAGCACUGGUACUGGACCUCCAAGGGGAGGGAGUGAAUUUCGAUAAUUUGUGGUCAGGACCCGGUAUACCAUUUGGAGGUAGCUUAGUAAUGAUGACGUUGGAUAUAUUUCUGUAUGGACUGCUCGCUUAUUACCUAGACUCAGUUGUUCCGAGUGAGUACGGAGUGAAGAGGCCACCCUGGUUCUGCUUCACACGUGGCUAUUGGUGUAAGAAGAAAGUCCAGAGGAUACCGUCGUCAAACGGUGAAUCCAAUUCAUUUAUACCCGAGGAGGAGGCCAAUCGUGAUGUUGAGCCAGUUGUCAGAGAGAUGAAGGGUCGUGAGGCGAUUAGAAUAGUCGAUCUUUACAAAUCUUAUCAGAAGUGUCGAAAACCGGAGGUAAAAGCAGUCAAUGGGAUUAACUUAACUAUUUACGAGGGUCAGAUAACAGCCAUUCUGGGGCACAAUGGCGCUGGGAAAACAACCCUGUUCAAUAUAUUAACGGGAUUGACUGCCCCAACAGCCGGCACUGCUCUGAUAUUUGGAUACGAUGUUAGGGACUCUAAUGACAUGCAGAUGAUUAGAAGUAUGACAGGAGUCUGUCCACAGCAUGAUAUACUUUUCGAUUUGUUGACUCCUCGAGAGCAUCUCGAAUUUUUCGCAGCAGUUCGGGGCAUCCCCCGAUCGGAAAUUGACAUCGAAGUCAAGAAGACCUUGAAGGACAUUGACCUGAUGGAGAAGGCCGACACAUUUGCCAAGUAUCUGAGUGGUGGACAGAAGAGAAAGUUGUCAGUCGGCAUUGCUAUAAUUGGAGAUCCCAAGAUAAUUAUACUUGAUGAGCCAACGGCUGGUGUUGAUCCUUACUCAAGAAGACAGAUGUGGUCUUUCCUACAAUCAAGACGACACGGAAAAGUUAUCCUCCUGACGACACAUUUCAUGGACGAAGCUGAUAUUCUCGCUGAUCGAAAGGCAGUCAUCAGCCGAGGAAAAUUGCGCUGCUGUGGAAGUUCACUGUUCUUGAAAAAUAAAUUCGGCAUUGGUUAUCACUUGACCCUUGUACUAGAGGGCAAUGGCAGGGUUCAUGCUAUAUCAAGACUGGUGACAUCGCACGUUGCGAAAGCUGAGAAGGCCAGGCGCCAUGGAAGAGAACUGAGUUUCAUCCUUCCUCACAAUUCUGUUGAAAAUUUUGCUCCUUUAUUUUCGGCAAUUGAAAAUGAAAUCAAGACGAGAGGUAGCAGACUCGGUAUAAGCAGCUAUGGUGUUUCCAUGACGACCCUUGAGGAGGUAUUUCUACACCUCGAGAAGGACGAGGAGACUGAAUGCACUAUGGACAAUUUGUCGAAGAAGAUGGUGAGAAAUAGAGCGCUCAGCAGGUCAUUAUCAUUGCAAUCGAAAAGUACUUCUUAUCAGAGCCUACAGAAUGAGGGUGCCACUGUGCAGGUUGAUGGACAAGUUAAGGGCGGUGGUGGUGAACCAGAUGGAGUUCAUACUGAUAAAAAUCCAGCUAUUCUAGGCCUUGGACUAGACCCCAUCAAGAUUCGGCCUAAUUUUUUUCAGACACUCUACGCUAUGUUGAGACUCAGAUGUUUGAGAUUGUUCAGAAAUAUUCAGUUGCUUUAUUUUACUAUUGUUGCUCCACUUGCACUCGUCGUACUUGGGUUGUACUUGAAUAGUAUUCAGACUGUCGAAGUUAGAAUGCAGUCACUUGAGCUCAAUAACAAUACGUACGGCAAGGAAACAAGAAUAUUGUAUACUAAUCGCACAGAUCGUGACAUAUUGCCAAUGAUGUACCAGAUCAAUCAAAAUGUCUUUGCAUUGAGAGAAUACGAGGGUAAUUACACGGAUCUUCUGGCCAUUGGUCCACACAUGGCAGUACUAAACAUUGACGACUAUGAUAAACGCCGAAUGAACUUGACCAUAACGUAUAAUGACACCAUGCAGCAUUCAUUGCCAAUUGUUAUGAACAUAAUAUCAAACGCCUAUUACAGAUUUUUGGCUGGCAACGAUGCCUUAACAUUGAUCGAGGUGAGGACCCAUCCGUUCCAGCAGACAUCGCAGCCCCAAGAAUUCAACAUAGGAAUUGCCAGCUCUGCUCUCUUCAUCGGCAUGGACUUUGUCCUAGUUCCAAUCACUCUCGCAGUCGACAUGGUGUACGAUCGUGAGAUCAAAACGAAGAAUCAACUCAGAGUCAAUGGUCUGUCCUUUCCUAUGUAUUUCUUAACCUACUUUAUCGUCCUGGUAUGCCUGAUGUCCUUCAUCUGCCUCUGCAUCCUCGGUAUAAUAUUCCUCUUCGACGUGCCAUCCCUUCAGGAACUGCCAGCAAUUCUGACCCUCGGUAGCCUCCUGAUGCUAUACUGUCCCUCCUCAAUUCUCUUUUCAACCUGCCUCAGCUACAUUUUCGAUAAAAUGGAUUCAGCCCAAAGCAUUCUCCCAAACAUAGCCACCUUCUUCGGUCUGAUACCCUUCAUUCUAGUCAUGAUCCUGGACAUGCUAGGUCUCGGUGGUACAGCAGCAUUCGCCCUUCACUGUGUCUUCUCUCUCCUGAACUCCAUGUACGUUCCCUACGCAGCUGUCUACUACGUCGACCGAGUCCACCUCAUGUGUUCCAUUAACGCGGCUUGUCACCACCUCUCCAUAUCGGAUUACCUAACACCAGAAAUACUGGUGAUGGCUCUAGGUGUUGUCGUACACUGUCCUCUGUGGUUCUUCAUCCUCUUGAUUCUUGAUGUUAAAAAAUCCGGUGGCAAAGUACGUGAAAUUUUCAAAUACUUUGUGACUAAUGGUGGGGCCAUUGGUGAAGAGAUAAUGGAGAACAACGAUAUCGGUGAGCACGAAGAUAUCGAUGUCAAGAACGAACGUCAGAAGGUCUUCAACUUCAUAACAUCCUCCUCAGUUCAAGAACCACCAGUUGUUUUAGUACAAAAUUUGAGGAAAGAGUAUCGACAAAGAGAAACCGGUACCUCCUGUGGCUGCUGCAAUAAGAGUGAUUUACAGCAGGAGCAGGUUAUCCAACCGAAGAAGGUUGUGGUAAGAAAUUUGUCACUUGCUGUGGAACCUGGUGAAGUCUUUGGACUUCUUGGCCACAACGGAGCGGGCAAGACAACCACCAUGAAGAUCAUCAUAGCUGAGGAGGCUGCGACUAGAGGACGAGUCCAGUUAGGUGGUCACAAUAUACAUUCCCAUAUGGCAGAGGCGUUCAGGCAAAUGGGUUAUUGUCCUCAGCAUGACGCCCUCUGGAAGAAUAUAACUGUCAGGGAACAUCUGGAGUUGUACGCUGCACUCAGAGGUGUACCGUGGAAAGACGUCGACAGAAUCGUCGAUCUUUAUCUGUCUGGAUUGCAGAUACAAGAGCACGCUGAUAAGCAAACUCAAGAGUGCUCAGGUGGCACACGAAGAAAGCUCAGUUUUGCUAUGGCUAUGGUAGGUGGGCCAAAGGUUGUCCUCAUGGAUGAACCCAGCACAGGAAUGGAUCCCAGAUCCAAGAGAUUCCUCUGGGAUACCAUUCUUGCUAGUUUUCAGGGGGGCAGGGGGGCCAUUCUCACGACUCAUUCCAUGGAGGAAGCUGACGCACUUUGCUCAAGAGUCGGAAUUAUGGUGAAGGGUGAGCUCAGGUGCAUAGGCUCAACACAGCAUUUGAAGAAUUUGUAUGGGGCUGGGUAUACCCUUGAGAUGAAAUUACUUGGAGGGGAUUCUACGCCUACGACACCCUCGGGCGAUAGAAUUGCCACGCUCAAGGAAUUCGUUGCUGGUCUAUUUCCAGAUGUUACACUUGAGGAGAGCUUUGCUGAUAGACUGGUGUUUGGGGUCCCUCAGCACGCUGUCCAGUCAUUGGCUGAUUGCUUCAUGCAGUUAGAGAAAGCAAAAUUGGAGCUUGAUAUCGAAGAAUACAGCUUCAGUCAGACAACCCUGGAGCAAGUAUUUUUAAAAUUCUCUCACUACGACGAAGUAAGCAGUGAAUUAUAAUGCAAAAAGUUGAUAAUAACCUAGUUAUUGAAAAACGUUCUCGAAGAUUGAAAAAAAAUAGUAAUAAUAAGAUAAGGUAAUCCAUUCCAAGAUUGAAAGGAGACAUUGCCUCGAGUCCAAUAUAUAUGGAGGUGAAUGCGUUAGAGGAAGAGUUUUAUUAAAUUGCCAGAAUUCCCGUGAGUACGAGGCAGGUUUUUUUUCUCUUUCCUUUUUUUUCGUCACGUCUAGUAGUGAAAAAGGGUCGGGGACCACUAGGGGAAUGUGUUCUACGAGUAAUUGAAGAAUAUAAUUUUUAGUGUAGUAAUAAAUUCAGCUUCAGUCAGGAACAUUCCGUAAAAGCCAAAUGGAGCGAGCUCCAAGACUUUUCGACGAAAUGAAUGGCUAAUUAAUUUAAUAAUGAUAAACUAAUGAAUAUUGGAAAUAAAUCCGUCAUUAUUUCUUGAAUGAGACAACGGGAAUGAAAAGACAAGAAAUAUCAUUCUGUAAAUAGCGGCAAUGGCGCCUUGUUAAUUUGUAAUGAAAAUUAUUGAUUCAGAAGUUUAUGUUUAGAAAAUGAGAGAAAAUGAAAAAAUUCACGUAUAUUUUUAUCCUUUCGGACAAUCGUGAGUGAUGAAUUUUCAUACAACUGUGAUUGACAUGAGAUUUCUCAAUCAAUAAACAUGUUUUUAUUUACUCUUAAUAGAACGUCGAUCAUCGAAGAUAAUAAGUGAGCAAAAGAUAAAUAAAUUUUCUCUCCAACUAUUAUUUAUCGAUUGUCCAUUUAUUAUCUUUGGUGUGCGUCCGAGAGUUGCAAUUAAUUGACAGUAGAAACUUUUAAAAAUCCAAAGAAUUUGAUAUGCGUUACGCCCUCCCACCCUCCCUCCCCACAGUGUGCAAUCAGAAUGAGAUCUGUACAUAAUAGCAACUAGAUAUCGUAAAUAUUAACUAUACACAAUUUGACAAAUUUUUUCGCUGCAAUUUCGAAUUAAUAAUUACAAAAUAAUUCGAGUGAAACGCGAAA